UUGAUCGGUCUGUCGAACACAGCGUUUCACUUAAUUUUGAGCAGUUUCUAGCAUAGUGCUUACUACACCGUAUAGUGUAUCCGUAGUAUAAGCGUGCACAUGUGAAGUGAGUUUAUUUACAGUAAUUUAAAGAUGAUGUCAACAGGUGCGAUAAAUUACGCGAGAAAUUUCCUGUCUGUGCAACGCUUACAAUUUGCAUGUGUACCUGAAUGAUAUAUAUCCGUGAUGGGAGAUAGAAAGGAGAUAUCACUAAAGAGGUCAGGGUCACUUUUGAUAAUAUUCCUUUUAAAAUAUUGUUAUCAAACGAUUAUGUCGUCUCCUUACGUAACAAGAAAGCUUACAAAUCUGCAGUGUUACUACUGAUAAAUGCGAUGUUAUUACAACAAGCGAAGGAGUUUAAUGUGUAUCAGAAAUACGUAUUUGUAAACGACACUUUGUUGUUAUUUCCGAGAUAUCUACUGUGUGAAUAAUGUUGUCUUUAAGUCUCAAGACCCGAUUGAUGAUCUUGUCACGUAAACUUGGUCUCUGAUGUGGAUUGAGAUGUGGUUGAUGUUACAAUCUCUUCGAUAUAUUGGCUGUAACAUUUUUAUAGUGCAUUGAUACUUCCAAGAACAGUCAUGAUAUUUGAGAAGUUCUUUUUGAAAGCAACGGUAUGGUAAUGAGGAAGCGUACAGGANAUGUGCUAAAAAAAGCGGAAAUCAAUUUCGCAUAAUCAUCCAAGUUUAUAAAGCAAGAAAUUUAUUAUUAAGAUUUGCAAUACAAUCUAUACUGCCAGUUUUUAAUAACAAUUUGUUACCAAAUUUUUUUAGUAAUACAAAUUUUCUGGUUGGUUGGUCUUGCCCUAAUAACAAUGUCAGAGGCAGAGAAAAAUGUUGAUGCACUGCGCUCCGUUGUGGAAGGUGCAAAUCAAUUUAGUUCUUCAUUUUUCCAGACUAUGGUACAACGCAAGCUUGGCAACCUUAUAACGUCCCCUUUAAGUGCAAGUAUUGUUCUUGCUAUGACAGCUUUUGGAACUCGUGGAAACACAGAAGCUCAGUUUAGAAAUGUACUUCAUCUGCCAACUUCAGAGAGUCUCGCCACAUCUGGUUAUCAGUUACUUAUCGAUAAUCUCAACAACGUGAGAGACAAUAAAUUGGUUGUCGCAAAUAAAAUCUUCGUAGCGGCAGAUUUAAAUUUGAAACCAAGUUACAAAAAUUUAACUGAAGUUUAUUUCCGCUCUUCUCCUCAAUUAGUAAACUUUGCUCAAAGUCAGGAAGCUGCAAAUAUUAUUAAUAGUUGGGUCGAACAAAAUACAAAUAAUCUCAUUAAAGAGCUUAUAACCGCUGAAAUGCUAGAUGGCAUGACAAGGUUAGUACUUGUCAAUGCAAUAUAUUUUAAAGGCCAAUGGAAAGAUAAGUUCGACCCUGAGUUGACGAGCGAUAUGCCAUUUCAUACUAGCAAACUUGAAGUAAAAAGUGUUCCUACAUUGUAUAGGCGAGGUAAAUACACACUUGGAAGACUUUCAGAUUUAAAUGCUAGAUUCAUUGUAAUACCAUACAAGGGUGACGAAUUGAGUAUGAUCAUAAUUCUUCCAAAUGAAAUUGAUGAUUUGUCUGAUGUUGAGAAAAAAUUACAAAAUAUAAGUUUAACGAAUAUUCAAAGUCAAGGAUAUGAGGUAGAAGCGGCAUUAUGGUUACCAAAGUUCAAGAUGGAAAGUAUGCUCGAACUCAAUGAUGUCUUAAAAGAGAUGGGUUUGACUGAUGCGUUUACUACUGCUGAUUUUUCUGAGAUUGCUGAUGGUGAAAAUUUGUAUAUCAGUGAUGUUAUACAAAAGGCAUACAUUGAAGUGAAUGAAGAAGGAAGUGAAGCUGUUGCUGUUACUCGUCGCGUUGUAACGAAGAGGAAGGGUAUAACGGUAGAGAAUUUCAGGAUCAACCAACCAUUCUUUUAUUAUAUCAUAAAAACUAUGAAUGAUGAUAAGGAAAAUGAUAUUAACCUACCAAUAUUCUGUGGUUUUGUUAGAGAACCAAAAAUCUAAGAACAGUAGUGACAUAAUAGUAAUAUCAUAGUAAUGUGAUAAUUAAUUCGUGUGCUCCGUAACUAUAAGCAUUCUAAUAAUAUCUUGUCCCAAAAAUAUCAUCACUUAAAGUUAUAUAUACAUUUCAGGAAAUUGAAUAAAAAAAAGAAUAAAUUCUCCAUA
Messenger RNA from Bombus pyrosoma, 2179 nucleotides. RefSeq names its product antichymotrypsin-2-like. Gene Ontology annotation, molecular function: serine-type endopeptidase inhibitor activity. The coding region runs from base 851 to 2017 and encodes 388 amino acids. The transcript is spliced from 10 exons. The record is from RefSeq and is a predicted model, not a curated record. Lineage: Eukaryota; Metazoa; Arthropoda; Insecta; Hymenoptera; Apidae.